Mobula hypostoma (lesser devil ray) is the source of this 3943-nucleotide messenger RNA. Its product is annotated as cell surface glycoprotein 1-like. The record is from RefSeq and is a predicted model, not a curated record. The coding region runs from base 117 to 3344 and encodes 1075 amino acids. The transcript is spliced from 33 exons. NCBI's taxonomy places the organism in Eukaryota, Metazoa, Chordata, Chondrichthyes, Myliobatiformes, Myliobatidae.
CAGAAAGUAGUCGGCCUGUCGCUGAGCCUGACACCGCUCAUAGCAGAGAGUGAGGAGGUUGUAGGUGGUCCCAUCUCCCUCCAGUCACACAUCGACACCUCAUCGGGAGUCACACAAUGUUACCGGCUGAACUGAACAUUUUGCUACGAAUCCUGGGUUCUCUGGUUGCAGCCUCCAUCACUGGUGAUCCGUGUGUGAAUCACACCAUCCUGGAUCAGCCCUGGAGGAGCUCGAAUUGCUCUGAAACUCGGUGCAGUGGUCAGUGGAUGGAUGAUGGAGACCUUACGGAAGGAUGGUACAGAUUUAGCAGUCAUGGAAAUGUGAAGAUCCCCGAGACUACGGUUCCAUUCUUUCACUGCUCUACAUGGAGUCCAGGCUGGUUAAAAGGUUCCCAUCCUGAUGUGGGAGAUGGCGAAGUGACCCGCACUAUCUGUUUCAACUGGGUUAAAGACAACCCGCAGAGAGAGACUUGCACCAAGAAAAUGGACAUCAGGAUCAAAAACUGCACAGCUUACUUUGUGUACGAGUUGAAGCCGACACCUGGUUUAUACAGUGUGUAUUGUACAGUUACAGAUUCCGCACUGGGUGAUCCGUGUGUAAACUACAGCAUCUUGGAUCAGUCCUGGAGGAGAAUGAAUUCUCCCAGCACGAGUGGAGAAUGUAUGUCCGACAAAAGUCUUGAGCAAGGAUGGUACAGAUUCAGCAGUUCUGGCAGAUGGAAACUCCCCGAGACAGCAGUUCCACAGGGUUGUUGCUGCAGGAAGAGACAAGGCUGGUUGGAAGGUUCCCAUCCCGCUGUGGCAGAGGGGGAGGUGAUGAGAAGGGUUUGCUUCACCGAGAAUGGAAACACAAAUCCUGAAUCUGUUGUGAGUGGACAGGGCACGAGUCAAAACAGCAACGCUUGUCUGGACAUUAAGAUCAAAAAUUGCAUUGGCUACUUUGUGUAUCUGCUGAAGCCAACACCUAGUAAUCACACUGUGUACUGCACAGUUUCCACACUCGGUGAUCCGUGUGUAAACCACACUAUCCUGAAUCAGCCCUGGAGGAGCACGGGUUGUUCAUCGGAAGAAUGCAGUAAAUACAUGAAUGAUGAAACCCGGACAGAAGGAUGGUACCAAUUCAAGAGUUCUGGGGGCUGGAGGAUUCCUGAGACUAUUGUUCAACCAUACAAGUGCUCCGGGAAGAGUCCAGGCUGGUUAAACGGUCACCAUCCCAGCGUGGGAGAGGGGGAGGUCAACAGGACUGUCUGCUUCAGCUGGGAGCAAAACAAUUGCGAUACGAAGCGGACAAUCAAGAUCAAAAACUGUGGUGCUUUCUUUGUUUACUGGCUGAAGCCGACACUCUGCUGUAAAAAAGUUUACUGUACAGAUCCAGCAUCUGAACCACCUUCGCAACCCGAGGGGACAACUUCUGAGCUAAGUGAUGAUUUGUCCACGAUCACAGACCCAGAUCCAAUAUGUAUACCAACUCCACAACCCAAGGGGACAAGUACUGAGCCAAGCAAUGAUUUGCCUACAAUCACGGACUCAGAUUCAAGAUCAGAUCCAGCGUCUGUACCAACUCCACAAACUGAGGGGACAACACCUGAGCCAAGCGAUGAUUUGUCCACAAUCACAAACCCAGACACAAGCUCAGAUGCAGUAUCUGAACCAACUCCACAAACCAAGGGGAUAACACCGGAGACAAGUGAUGAUUUGUCCACGUUCAUGGAACCAGACACAAGUUCAGAUGCAACAUCUAUAACAACUCCACAAACUGAGGAGACAACUCCUGAGCCAGGCGAUGAUUCGACAACGAUCAUGGACCCAGAUACAAGCUCAGAUCCAACAUCUGUACCAACUCCACAAACCGAGGGGACAACUCCUGAGCCAAGUGAUGAUUUUUCAAUGAUCACGGACAAGAAUACAAGCUCAGAUCGAACUUCUGUACCAACUCCUGUACCAACUCCACAAACUGAGGGUACAAGUCCUGAUCCAAGCAAUGAUUACUCCACAAUCACGGACCCAGAUACAAGCUCAGAUCCAUCAUCUGUACCAACUCCACAAACCGAGGGGAGGACUGCUGAGCCAAGUGAUGAUUUGUCCACAAUCACAGACCAAGCUACAAGCUCAGAUCCAUCAUCUGUAUCAACUCCACAAACUGAGAGGACAAGUCCUGAGCCAAGUGAUGAUUUGUCCACAAUCACGGACCAGGAUACAAGCUCAGAUCCAGCCUCUGAACCAACUUCACAAACUGAGGGGAUAACUCCUGAGCUAAGAGAUGAUUUGUCCACGAUCAAGGACCCAGAUACAAGCUCAGAUCCAACAUCUGUACCAACUCCACAAACCAAGGGGACAACUGCUGAGCCAGAUUCAGCAUCUGUACCAACUUCGCAACCCGAGGGGACCACUCCCCAGCCAAGCGAUGAUUUGUCCACAAGCAAUGACCCAGAAACAAGCUCAGAUUCAGCAUCUGUACCAACUCCACAAACUGAGUGGACAACUCCUGAGCCAAGCGAUGAUUACUCCACAAAAGAGGACCCAGAUACAAGCUCAGAUCCAACAUCUGUACCAACUCCACAAACCAAGGGGACAACUGCUGAGUCAAGUGAUGAUUUGUCCACAAUCACAGACCCAGACACAAGCUCAGAUUCAGCAUCUGUACCAACUUCGCAACCCGAGGGGACCACUCCCCAGCCAAGCGAUGAUUUGUCCACAAGCAAUGACCCAGAAACAAGCUCAGAUUCAGCAUCUGUACCAACUCCACAAACUGAGUGGACAACUCCUGAGCCAAGCGAUGAUUACUCCACAAAAGAGGACCCAGAUACAAGCUCAGAUCCAACAUCUGUACCAACUCCACAAACCGAGUGGACAAGUCCUGAGCCAAGUGAUGAUUCGUCCACAAUCACGGACCAGGAUACAAGCUCAGAUCCAGCCUCUGAACCAACUCCACAAACUGAGGGGACAACUCCUGAGCUAAGCGAUGAUUUGUCCACGAUCAAGGACCCAGAUACAAGCUCAGAUCCCCAGAUAUCCACAAGUGAAGAAGCUGGAAAAUCAUCAGCUGGAGGACACAACCAGGAACCAUUGUCUGUCCCAAUGGGAGAUACAUCCACAGGUAAAGGACACAGCAUGUCAACAACUACAGGACCCAUCCAAGAAACAUCCUCUUCCCAAGAGAAAGAAACUUGCUCAGUCAAUGAACUCCCAACAAAGGAGGAGUGUGAAAAGAUGAUUAACACGGCCCUAGUUUUAUAUGUUGGACAGAGCAACCUGGAAAACUCCAAGGAGUAUCUCCAUCAGAUACGUGAGAUGCUGAUAGAGCAGACCCCCUGUAAGUACGUCCUGUCCAAGUACAGAAGAUAAACAGAACAGAGAAAGCAGGAAGAUGGAAAAGAGUUGAUACAGAAGAUACUGGAUUAUGGUCAUGAAUGUAUUACUCUAUUCAAUGUAUUGAUGGGGUGGGGACGGUGGUGGGGAAUCUGGGACAGUGGGGUAAUUUAAGUAAAAAAUGCAUAAUUAUCCAUACAGUCUUUCUUCUGCAUUUCCUACAUCUUAUUGAUAAACAAGUUAUUCUUUUCCAAUUUUAAAGUUAAUUCUAUUAUUAAACCACAUAUAUGUUACCAUAAACAGUCCUGAGAUUUACUUUCUUGCAUAUCAAUAGAAUAACAAUCAUAACCAAAUCAAUGAAAGACCACCCAACUAAGGUGUUCACCAGAGUGCAGAAGACAACAAACUGUGUAAAUACAAAAUGAAGAGAUGAUCAUAAUAAAUAAAAACAUGCUGAAUAUUGAAAACAUGAGAUGAAGAGCUCUUGAAAGUGAAUCCAUUGGUUCAGGAAACAUUUCACUGAUAGGGUAGGUGAAGUUGAGUGAAGUUAUCCCCUUUGGUGCAAGAGCCUGAUGGUUGAAGGGUGGUAACUGUUUCUGAACCUGUCCUUGAUGUUAGGUGUUCCUGUUGAUAGC